This is a messenger RNA of Scleropages formosus (Asian bonytongue), 1139 nucleotides long. Its product is annotated as programmed cell death protein 6-like. The record is from RefSeq and is a predicted model, not a curated record. Gene Ontology annotation, molecular function: calcium ion binding. NCBI's taxonomy places the organism in Eukaryota, Metazoa, Chordata, Actinopteri, Osteoglossiformes, Osteoglossidae. Bases 102 to 659 code for a protein of 185 amino acids. The transcript is spliced from 6 exons.
CCCUGCCCCUGCGAAGAAUGCCGACGCGAAGUGAAGCGAAGUGACGGAAGGAAGGAGAGGUACGAGAGCACGGGAAGAAGCGCGAGGGAGUCGAGUGGAGGAUGGCGUAUAACAGCCCGUACCGAGGGGCCCCGUUCGGCAGCGCGCCGCCCGACCAGGCCUUCCUGUGGAGCAUCUUCCAGAGAGUGGACAAGGACAGAAGUGGCUCGAUAUCAGACACGGAGCUCCAGCAGGCCUUAUCGAAUGGUACAUGGACACCUUUUAACCCAGUAACCGUGCGAUCAAUUAUAUCUAUGUUUGACCGGGACAACAAAGGAGGAGUGAAUUUCAAUGAGUUUGCAGGAGUCUGGAAAUACAUCACAGACUGGCAGAACAUCUUCCGCACAUAUGACCGGGACAACUCUGGCUUCAUCGACAGGAACGAGCUCAAGCAAGCGCUCACGGGCUUCGGUUACCGGCUUUCUGAUCAGUUCUACGGCACUCUGAUCGACAAGUUUGAUAGGCAGAGAAAGGGACAAGUUGCCUUUGACGACUUCAUCCAGUGCUGCAUAGUACUACAGAGACUGACGGACGUGUUUCGAAGGUACGACACUGACCAGGACGGCUGGAUCCAAGUGUCGUACGAACAGUACCUCUCCAUGGUCUUCAGUGUCGUAUAGUGGAACAUGGACCAGACUGGACACGAGUGCCAAAACCUGCACAAAUAUCGUCCCUCUUUUAGUUUUGUAGUUGACUAAAAUGUCUCAUUUGGGCUUUAUGGGGUGGAAAUUGAAGAGGAAUAGGGUUUAUUAUGGAUCAUUCAUCAGUAUGUUUCUUAAAGUAAUCUUAAUUCAUAUACAUGUUUGGGUCUGUUUCCUUUGUAAAUAUGAUGUUUAGAGUAAAGUGAUGCGCAUGCCAACGGGACACGUCCCGCAAUGUUAACAUGUAUGUAGUUUAAGCAUGAAAUGUUUAAUCUCAGAUAUAUUUUGCAUACGCAAUGUUUACAUGAGAGCACUGUGAGCUGUGCUGAGGGGCGGCUCGUCUGCGCGCUUCCGUCUCAUUUUACCAUGGUGAAAAGCCAACGUGCUUUUGUACAGCUUCAUCUUUUUGUGCAUGGUGCCUUAAAACACAACCGCUAAAGUCAACGUUUUUUAUUAAAG